ACAUGAAAAUGGGGUGGUGGAUCACAAGGAGUGUGUAUUCAAUUGACAGGUGCCCGUGACUCCAUGGCGAGGUUUUCUUGCAUGGAACAUAACGGUAAACUUAGAUUUAGAAAUUGUAAACGCUGUAUACAAAUCCAAAGGUCGAAAAUGGAUUAUUAACAAAGUGAUAUACAAACGUACGGAGUUAGUUCCAGUCACGUGGUCAUAAUCUAGGCUGCAUUUGUUAUCUACUGAAUGUCCAGGUCUAGAUGACCCAUCAUAUACCUGUUUGAAGAUGAGAAAUCCAGAAAAAGAAAACAAUGAAAGUUGUGAUGCUACAAUCAGCGGAGCUAAAGGAGAGAGGGCCAGUAUGUUGGAGAAAGAGAUUGUCCACAUGAAGAAGUCUUCCGAGGGUGAUUCAGAUGAAGUAGUGGAAACCAGGGGUAACCCAAAAGUUGUGAAUACCGAUCCCGACUCUAAAGAAGACGAAGAGAAGCUGUGGUCCCGACUGAAGAACGACAAGCUAUUCAGAAAGAAAUACAUACUGACGAUCGCAUAUAUAGGGUCUUUCCUUACGCUGGGUUGGGUGGAGGGACAGAUUGGACCCACAUUUCCAGAACUCCGAUUCAUCGUCCACACAACACUAGAGAAAGGUUCACUGUUCUUCACCAUGACCACCGUGGGUUAUCUUCUGGGUGCUAUUCUCACGGGGUACCUGUUUGAUAAGCGGGUACUAGAAAGAAACCUACUGAUGUUUAUAUGUAUAGCCGGGUAUGGUGUUAUCAUUGCCAUCAUACCAUGGUGUAGCCUCUAUGAGAUAAUGGUCGUUAUUCACCUUGUGAAGGGGUUGUUUGGUGGAGGACUUGACACCUGUGGGAACGCCGGACUAGUGGUGAUAUGGGGUAGAGAGGGCGACACCUACUUCAACGCCUUACACUUCACAUUUGCUCUUGGUGCGAUCCUAUCCCCCUUAGCAACUGCUCCGUAUCUGAUGUCACAUGACGAGAGCGUGUUGGAUACCAUACACAACGAAACCCACCAAGUCUUAAAUUUCACCACUUAUGCUGAUUAUAUAGACGUUAACGACAGAAGUAUCCUAAAUUUCACUCAAUCGUCUCUAGGGAAACAAGAAUCGAUAAUUUACAUUCCAUACACCAUGACAACGGCACUCUGUAUUCUUACGUCACUUCCGUUUCUCAUAUUUUUCUGUACGUCACUGCAGAAAGCGAUAGAAACUCGAAAAACGAAUGAAGUCGAAGAUAAAAAGAAACCCCAGAAACAGUUAAGAAUCGCAGGGUUCAUCGUUAUGGCAAUUUAUUUAGGCGUGUACAUUGCCGUUGUGAGAACGUUUGCCGGUUUCUUAACAACGUUUGUAAUGUCAGAUUUACAUUGGACAAAUUUUCAAGGGAGCUACAUCACUUCAGGUCAUUAUGGUUCAUUUGCCUUUGGACGAUUUUUAGGAAUUUUCUUUGUGCGAUUUUUCAGCCCAGGAAAAAUCUUGUUUACGUCGAAUUCCAUGAUGCUGCUGUCUCUGCUUGGCUUUUUGAUUUCGUCCCUUUUUGAUUCCAACACUUAUGUAUGGGUAUUUGCCGUGGCAGCUGGUAUCUCGGUGUCACCAAUAUUCCCCGUUGCUUUUAUGUGGACGGAACAGACGUUUUUACGAGUGACGGGGAAGGUGGCAUCCAUUUUUCUCAUGUCUGCGUCUCUGGGAUUUCUCGUGAACCCUCCACUUGCAGGCAUUUUAAUGGACACAUUUACUUCAAUGUGGUUUUCUUACCUUUUGUUUGGAGAGACAAUAUUGUUAUUACUACUUUAUUUUGCGGCUUUGUAUAUAUCUAGACGGAUUGCAGGAGGGGAAUCGCGAAGGCCAGACGCAGAAUUGACUGUUUUGAAUGGAUAAAAUACGGGGUGAUUGUUGUCAGACAUACAUCUGUAUCAAUGGUUUUCGUGUACAUGAUUUUAAAGACUCAGAUUCUAAAGAAAUCUAAAAUAAACAAGAUUCAUGGAAAUUAUUCUGAUGAAUAA
Molecule: messenger RNA, 2004 nt
Organism: Ostrea edulis (European flat oyster)
Lineage: Eukaryota; Metazoa; Mollusca; Bivalvia; Ostreida; Ostreidae
Product: sodium-dependent glucose transporter 1A-like
Exons: 4
Coding region: 275-1879 (534 amino acids)
Biological process (GO): transmembrane transport
Source: RefSeq, a predicted model, not a curated record